This is a messenger RNA of Pseudocercospora fijiensis CIRAD86, 339 nucleotides long. RefSeq lists its product as uncharacterized. The transcript is spliced from 3 exons. NCBI's taxonomy places the organism in Eukaryota, Fungi, Ascomycota, Dothideomycetes, Mycosphaerellales, Mycosphaerellaceae. The annotation marks the transcript as partial. The record is from RefSeq and is a predicted model, not a curated record. Gene Ontology annotation, molecular function: protein heterodimerization activity. Gene Ontology annotation, cellular component: CHRAC; nucleus.
AUGCCUUACAACAACACCCCAAUCGCUCCAACACAGGAGAUCACCGGCACAGUGUCUCUUCCAUUGGCCCGCGUGAAGAAAAUCAUCAAUACCGAUCCCGACAUUGGCAGUUGUAGUAACAAUGCCGCCUUCGUCAUCACACUCGCAACCGAGAUGUUCCUCCAGCAUCUGGUAGAGCAAGCCUACAACCAGGUCAAGACAGAGCAUACGCAAAAGCCGAGGCGUAAUAUCCAAUAUCGCGAUGUCGCCAACGCUGUUGCGCGCGUCGAGAACCUCGAAUUCCUAUCAGACGUCGUACCUCGAACCCAGACCUACAAGCAGUUCAAGCAAAAGCAAGCA